AUGCGUGAGUUGGGCACUUCACAGCAGUAUCUCCGGCCGGCGAGCAGCUGCUCGCAAAGCGGGAGCGUCAAUCAGCUUCUCCGCAGGCCCCAGCUGCAUUUAAACAGCGACUCUGAUGACGACCACCCCCUGGGACCACCGAAGUUGAGCAACUUUGGGUCGGCGUUGCUCACGGACAAGGAGAACGAAACCCCGACCUAUCUGAGGCGCAGUGGGACGUCUCUACAAGGGGGUAACGCGACCGCGACGAGCGGGCAUACGAAGCCGAGCACGUUCACUGGCACGAUGAACACGGAGGACUCGCACUCGACGUUGUUCAGCUCCAUGUCGAAGCAUCAGCCUAGCAUGACGACGGUGGACGCGGAGCGCACGGCUCCGGGCGACGACGGACUUAGUUCGCACCGGUAUCAGGUGAUACAGCAGUCGAUGAAGGAUGAGAUACUAUCAAGACAAGGCACACGUCGGAGCCGGAGGUUCAUUACAUCACGGCUUGCGACGUUGGGCCCGGCAAAACGGAACUCUACCACGACAAACUUUGAGUUUUCGUCCAACAUCAGCCAUGAUGAAUCUAGAGAUGUGUCCCACCAGGAGGGCAAUGUUUCCACCUCUUCCAACAGCAACAGUGGUGUGCUUAACAACAAUGGGUACAAUGUUUUCCUUGACACGGAAGAACGCGCAAGACACGACGACAAGGAGAGCCACAGUGCAGCCCGUCAAUCUGGCCUAAGUGACUACGGAAACAUCUCAUUUGGAGACUUGAACCCUUACCAAUACUUGAAGAAGCACAACCUACCAACUAGCGAGCUCCCGAACAUUUCACGAAUUUACUUCGAGAUGCAGAAAAGGGAAAAUAGGAGGGCUGCAGUACGAAAGAAUGUACUCAAUGGCAGCGGGGGCCAGGUGGCACAGCUUCCUACGAAUAAUUCUGCCAUAGCUUCCACCGCUGUUGCAUUGAAAGAAGCCAACGGUAUUGCCUCUAUUAGCUCCGGUAGCAAUAAGCUAACUCCACCACAGGCUGCUAAUUCGAUGAUCAAAAGGGAUAGGCAGCCCCGGAGGAAGCACAGCGAUGCCUCCGUAAGCUCUUUCUCUAAAUUACUUUCUUCUCCUAUAUCUGCAGGGGCACCCAACUAUGCAGACUCCCAGAAACAUACACCCGUACAGAAGAAUUCUACUCCUUACGAACCACUUUUAAUUAAUCAGAAUACCAAGAAAAGGGAGGCACUGAAUAGCCUGGAUGUCAACGCAAACCGCCAUCCUUCAAUAAUAACCAAGAAACAGAAAGUGGACGAGUUACAUGACUACCUCAAGAAAGCCCCUGCCGCGGCGUCCGUGAAGAAGGUAGAAAUUGUCGAACCAGUCAGAGACCCUGUAAUUACAACAAUUCCCUUAAAACCCCCAUCUGCAGAGGUACCAGCUAAUGUACACCAGUUACCCCAAAGGAAGAGACAGGUGAUUACUGUAAAUGGGUCCGAAUAUGAGAAGGUAGAACUAUUGGGAAGAGGAGGCUCUUCAAAAGUUUACAAAGUUCGCAACUCAAGUAAUAGGAUAUAUGCACUCAAGAGGGUCUCCUUUGAUGAAUUUGAUGAUGCCAGUGCUGAUGGAUUCAAAGGCGAAAUUGAACUUUUGAAAAAGUUGGAAAACCAGACUCGUGUUGUCAAAUUGAUCGAUCAUGAAAUGAACCAUGGUGUCCUAUACGUGGUUAUGGAGUGCGGCGAUCACGAUCUCUCACAGGUGCUAGCGCAGCGGUCAAGUAUGCCGCUAGACAUCGAAUUUGUGCGGUACCAUGCGCAGGAGAUGUUAAAGUGUGUCAAGGUUGUUCAUGAUGCUGGUAUUGUGCAUUCCGACUUGAAGCCUGCCAAUUUUGUCUUUGUCAAGGGUAUCUUGAAGAUCAUUGACUUUGGCAUUGCCAACGCAGUUCCCGACCACACAGUGAACAUUUACCGUGAUACACAGAUCGGUACCCCAAACUAUAUGGCACCAGAAGCGUUAGUGGCGAUGAACUACACACAGGACUCAGACCAAAUUCAACAGGAAAUGCAUCAUAAUAGAUGGAAGGUUGGCAAGCCCUCAGAUAUCUGGUCUUGUGGUUGCAUAAUGUACCAAAUGAUAUAUGGGAAGCCACCUUAUGGGAGCUUUCAAGGCCAGAAUAGGUUACUAGCAAUAAUGAACCCAGAAGUGAAAAUAGUAUAUCCCGAAAAGACACCUACAGGGGACUUUGUCCCACGUACUGCAUUGGAUACUAUAAAGGCAUGUUUAGAAAGAAAUCCGGAAAGGCGUUGGACCGUGGAUGAGUUGUUACGGGGCCCCUUCAUUAAACCAAUUACCGUUACUCAUUUCUUUAUUCGCGAUUUGAUUAAAAAUGCGGUAAAAUAUGGUUCUGAUCAGAGGUAUGUUUCUAAGGAAAAGGUUGAGGACUUGGCAGAUGAUGUUUGGCAUAGGUUAAGUGAUUUUAGAUUGUAA
Messenger RNA from Eremothecium gossypii ATCC 10895, 2460 nucleotides. RefSeq names its product serine/threonine/tyrosine protein kinase MPS1 (gene MPS1). Gene Ontology annotation, cellular component: spindle; nucleus; kinetochore. The transcript has a single exon. Gene Ontology annotation, biological process: peptidyl-serine phosphorylation; chromosome segregation; mitotic spindle assembly checkpoint signaling. The coding region runs from base 1 to 2460 and encodes 819 amino acids. Gene Ontology annotation, molecular function: ATP binding; protein serine/threonine kinase activity; protein serine/threonine/tyrosine kinase activity. NCBI's taxonomy places the organism in Eukaryota, Fungi, Ascomycota, Saccharomycetes, Saccharomycetales, Saccharomycetaceae. The record is from RefSeq and is marked provisional.